GGAGCAAGGGAGGAUGAAUAUUGUUAACUUCUAUAACCCAUGCCUGCCACUUAGAAUAGAUGAAUUGGAUAAAGUAGCAGAGGAGGUGGGAACUCCAGUGAUAUGGGCGGGAGAUUUUAAUUCACACAAUCCACUCUGGGGAAGCAGAGACAGGGAUAGGAAUGGGGAAGUGAUAGAGGAACUGAUGGACAAGCAUGGUUUGGUGUGUUUAAAUGAUGGGAGGCCAACCAGGUUUGACAUCAGAACAGGGAGGGUAUCAUGCAUUGAUUUAACUAUAGCUUCCCCAGAAUUGGCUUGGAAAGGGAAGUGGGAAACCAUGGAAGAAACCCCUAUGGGAAGUGACCAUUUCCCAAUAGUGGUGGGAUUUGGCCAGCCCUUGCUAGUGGAGGAAGACACUAGGCCGAGGCCACUAAACUAUAAUAAAGCAAAAUGGGCUGAAUUUGUUGAGGGGUGCAUAGAGGGAAUAGACAGUGUGAUAGAGGACGGAACAGUUGACGAGUGGAAUGAUACUCUGUGCAGUAUGUUAAGUGAUAACAUGAACCGCUGCAUCCCAAGGAAAAAAGCUGUAAAACGUAAGGUUGUGCCAUGGUGGAAUAAAAUGUGCGAUGAGGCAGUGAGGGAAAGAAAUAAAGCCUAUAGUGUGCUAAGGAGGUACCCAGUGCAGGAAAAUGCUAUAGAAUACAAGCGGUUAAGAGCCAAGGCCAGGAGGGUUAUUAAAACGGCCAAAAGAGAGUGUUGGAGGAAUUACUGCGGAAGGCUGGGGGAGGACACAACAGUAGGGGAGGUGUGGGCAGUGAUCCGGCGAAUGUCAGGGAUUGUUAAGGGGAGAAGCAUCCCAGUCCUAGAAGAAGGGGGGGUGGUUGCUACAAAUGACAGUCAAAAAGCCAGCAUGUGUGUGAAAAAAUUCCAAGAAGUACAUAGUGGGGUAAACAUUGGAGAGGAGGGUAUUGUAAAACGAAAUGAGGUAAUAAGAAACCAAAUGUACAAACUUGAGGUGAAUCAGGAUAAUUCUGACCCCAGUAAUUUAAACUUUUCUCUGAAGGAAUUACGGAGAGCAAUCCAAAGAGGGCGUAAAACAGCUCCAGGGAAAGAUGGACUAGGAUAUGAAAUCUUUAAGCAGUUGGAUGACAUGGUGCUGUAUGAGAUACUAGCACUCAUCAAUACAGUAUGGGAUGAAGGUGUCAUCCCUGUGGCAUGGAGGCAUGCAGUUGUCAUCCCUAUUCUAAAGCCAGGAAAGGAAGCUGCAAAGCCAGGCUCCUAUAGGCCAAUUGCACUCACGGCUGUGUUGUGUAAAAUUAUGGAGCGAAUAGUGACAGAUCGGCUUACAUAUAAAUUAGAGAAGCAAGGAUGGCUUGCACCAAUCCAGAGUGGCUUUAGAUUAGGGAGGGGAACGAUGGACUCUGUGCUUGCGCUUGACCUAGACAUAAGGAAAGCUAAGGCCAACAAAGAAUCAGUGGUCGCAGUUUUUCUCGACAUUGAAAAGGCAUAUGACAUGUUGUGGAAAGAGGGGUUGGGGGUGAAGCUGUUUAAUGCUGGAAUACGAGGGCGGAUGCUGAACUGGAUCAGGGCGUUUCUGCAAAACAGGACCAUACAGGUCAGAGUCGGGGGGGCAUAUUCUGAAACAGUGGGGAUAGAUAAUGGUACUCCUCAAGGGAGUGUUAUAAGCCCAGUACUAUUUAACUUGAUGAUUAAUGACAUGUUCCAGGAGGUGGGGGCAGGCUUUGGGCUAUCAUUGUUCGCUGAUGAUGGCGCAAUUUGGAAAAGAGGGCGGAAUAUUAAGUUUAUAACAGGGAAGAUACAAGGGGCACUGGAUAGAGUAGUGGCCUGGGCUGAGAAGUGGGGGUUCAAAAUAUCUGUGGAAAAGUCAAAAUUUGUUAUUUUUACAAACAAAAGGAAGACUGAAAACCUGGGGCUGAAUAUCUAUGGCAAGCCCUUAGAGCGAGUCAAAGAGUUUAAAUUCCUAGGAGUUAUUUUUGAAGAGAGGUUAACGUGGAAAAAACAUAUAGAAAAAAUAGUGAGGAAAUGUGAAAAGGUGAUAAAUGUGAUGAGAUGCCUUGCUGGGAGUACGUGGGGAGCAAACAGAGACACACAAAUAAUGAUUUACAGAGCCAUGAUUCGCUCAGCUUUUGAUUAUGGGUGCCUGGCAUAUGGGGCUGCAGCCAAAACAAACCUAGCAGCACUGGAUAGGGUGCAGGCAAAAGCGUUAAGAGUAUGUAGUGGGGCUUUUUGCACAACUCCAAUCCCAGCUUUGCUGGUGGAGAUGGGAGAGAUACCCCUAAGUUUAAGGAGAAGGAAGCUGGCCUUACACCACAUAGCUAAACUAUAUGGGCAUGACCAAGUCCAUCCAGGCAAGCAGCUGCUGGAGGAGUGCUGGGAACUGGGAGGUGGGGAAAGCAGGAGUUUUGUCCAUAAAAUCAGAGCAGAGGAAGAAGAGCUCGGCUUGAGUGGGGUGCGCAGGGGUACGGCUGUGGUCUGGCCUUCUGUUCCACCAUGGCUGCUACCAAGUGUGGAGGUUGACUUCACGAUAGCAGAGAGGAAGAGGGAGAAGGGUAGUGGAGACCCAGAUGAGUUGGUGAGGGAGAGGAUGCAGCAGGAAUGGGCAGACCAUGUGCAGAUCUAUACAGAUGGCUCCAUGGACCCAAAUAGUAAAAGGGUGGGGUUUGCAGUUCACAUUCCCUGCCUGCAGAUCACCCAGAGCAGACGGCUGCCAAAUGGGGUUUCAGUCUUUACGGCAGAAAUGGUGGCGUUGAUAUGGGCAGUAAAUUGGGUUGAGGAGGUGAGACCGCAGCAGGCAGUUAUCUGCUCGGACUCGGCGGCUGCGCUGAUGGCUCUGCUGGGGGGGAGGUCACAGGUCAGACCAGAUCUGGUCUGUGAGCUGCUGACCGCACUCUACAGAGUAAACCAAGCUGGAAGUAGAGUGGGUUUCAUGUGGGUUCCAGCUCAUGUGGGGGUUGAGGGCAACGAGGCUGCUGAUGGUGCUGCCAAAGAGGCCCUGAGCAGGGAGGAGGUGGAUGUGGGCGUCGCCCUGGGUAUUUCAGAGUACCGCUCCAUAAUAAAGGAGGAGUUAAAUAUCAGGUGGCAAAGAGAAUGGGAGGGGGAAACAAGAGGAAGGUUUUAUUUUAAUAUUCAAAAUAGUGUUAGGGGAGGAAGCAUCACCCUGGGAAACAGAAGGGAGCAAGUCAUUAUGACACGGCUGAGAUUUGGACACUGUGGCCUUGCAGGGGGACUGGCCCGUAUUGGGAAACAUGAAAAUGGACUGUGUGAAUGUGGGACAGAAGAAACUGUGCAGCAUGUUUUUAUGGAGUGUCCUAUAUACACAACAGAGAGGAGAGAGCUUUUUGCUGCAUUACUAGAUGCAGGGUUGCCCUGCAUCUCACUGAGGAUUAUUCUGAACCCUGAGGAACAUCAAAGUGCAGUGAUGAAAGCAGUCAUGGACUACCUGUGGAAUACUGGCCUGCACCAGAAAGUGUAACUGCAUAAGCUGUGGUAAUACCUGAACUGAACUGUGGGAGGCAGCAAUACGCCGAUGGGCGUCUAGUCUGCCGGAAAGCCACAUGAAGAAGAAGAAGAAGAAGAAGACGACGCAUGCGCUGUUAUGGAAGUUUACAAACUUCCUCUCAAAGGAGCUGUGGAAGGAUAAGAACCCAGAGCAAGCAUGUUCCCCUGGACUGGUUUGGUGCACUCCCUGAAUCCCAGCUGUAGGCUUGUUGGAGGACACCAUCAAGACAAUAAGGAUGCCAGCUGCUAGCACAAUGACUGGUGGGAGGGCGCUGCUGCUCUGUACAAACACUGACAACUGUAUCUACCAAUCAGUCAACGGGCUCCAGUGCUGUGGCUUGAAGGUUGGGGAGGCUCCGUCGUCUGUGGUGCCCCAGCGGUGCGGGUUACCGGGGGACAGCGACAAAAGGCAGACCGCUGUGCCCAUCUCCCUACUAAUAAGCCUGAGGGGCAGCCCAGAUCCUACUGGCAAUAUGCUGACUCACAGGAGAACUUCCUCCACUACAAAUGACACAAGAACUCCUAAUAUAGAGAAUGGACAGUGCGGUAGGCUGAAUAAAAGCCAGGCAGGAGUCAAGGCUGCAAGUAUCCGUGAUAAGAUAUCUCAAUGGGAGUGCAAGAAGGAGACCAUUUCCACGGACACUUGUCCUCUAAGCACAACACAUAAGGAAAUUGAGUCGGUGAGAAAAAAGGAAGUGAAAUCUCCGGAGGUCCAACGGACCAACAGCAAGAGGUUUGUUAGCUGGGAAAGGCAGGACUCAGGAAAGGAGAAUGUUGGCAAGCUUGUGGACCUGAGGACUAAAUCUCCAGAAGGCCUAACAAACAAGGACAAAGAACUGAUUCUAGAGAGAGGACUGGGGGCUGCUAAGGCAACAGAACAGCCCCAAGACAAGAAAUCAGUUUUAACUCAUGUUAAGAAACUAGAAAAAGCAACAAAACAAGUUCCUGACGGACCAUCGCUGGCUUUCCCAGGGAAUUACUUUUGCCCACCGUCAAAAGAGGAGCUGGAAGAAUCAGAAAAGAGGCUCAACGAACCCAUUUUUGGGACUUUCGGGUCGAGGCGGAAAAGAGACGGGGAUCAGGAGAACGUGUACAGUGAACCGGGGGCUCCUUCUAUCAACCCUUUGCCAAAACCUCAGAGAACCUUCCAGCACCACACACCGCCUUCCACCCCAAUUUCAGCCCCCGGAUCUCGUAAGGGGAAGAGGACUCUGCCUCCUCUGCCUUCCAUUCCGCCUCCACCUCUACCCACCUGCCCACCGCCUGGGGUUUGCAGGAGAGUGUGGAAAGACAAGUCCCACGACAGCAAUAACAGGAAGUCCUACGAGUUUGAGGACCUCCUCCAGUCGUCUGCAGAAGGCUGCAGGGUGGACUGGUACGCUCAGUCCCGCCUGGGUCUGACACGCACUUUAUCGGAAGAGAACGUCUACGAGGACAUAAUAGAUCCUCCGUGCAAGGAGAAUCCUUACGAAGACAUAGAGCUGGAGAGAAGUUGCCUGGGUAGCAAAUGUGUCUCCUCUUCGCCAAUCCCUGACACUCCACCUAAGCUCUGCACCAAGCCAGGCUUCUUCAGACAAAACUCAGAGCGACGGAGCUUCAAAGUCCUGGAAUUAAGGAAAACCAACAGGGAGGCCGGCGUGUCCUCGCCGUCUCGCAUCAGUCCUCCAUCCACGCCCAGCAGCCCCGAUGACACACCCUGUCUCUCUGGCGACCCGUACAACCGGCGGCGGAAGAAAAUCCCAAAGAUGGUGUUGAAGAUCAAUGGCGUCUUUGAGGCUCGUAGAGGCAAAAAGCGCAUGAAGAAGGUGUCUCAGUCCACCGAGUCAAGCUCCGGGAGAGAUGAGAACAGCGAGUCCGAAAGUGACACAGAGGAGAAACUAAAAGCGCAUAGCCAAAUGCUAGUGUCGGUCCAGUCCAUGCUGAGGCAGACGGGGAGAUACCGGACUUUGGAGAGAGAUCUGAUGGAGUUGCAGGAGAGAAAACUCUUUGAGUAUUUCAUCGUGGUGGCCCUUCACAAGACCAAAGCUGGAGUUCCGUACCUGCCGGAAGUCACGCAGCAGUUCCCUCUCAAGCUUGAAAGGAGCUUCAAGUUCAUGCGAGAGACAGAGGACCAGCUCAAGGUCAUCCCUCAGUUCUGCUUCCCUGACGCCAAAGACUGGGCGCCUGUGGACAACUUCCCCAGUGAGACCUUUUCUUUUGUGCUGACCGGUGAGGAUGGAAGUCGGCGGUUUGGUUACUGCAGGAGAUUACUGCCCAGCGGUAAAGGCCGGAGGCUCCCGGAGGUCUACUGCAUCGUGAGCCGCUUGGGCUGCUUCGACCUCUUCUCCAAGAUCCUGGACGAGGUGGAGAAGAGACGAGCUAUCUCGCCUGCCCUGGUGCAGCCUUUCAUGAGAGGCAUCAUGGAAGCUCCUUUUCCUGCUCCAGGAAGGACCAUCACUGUCAAGAACUUCCUCCCGGGCUCAGGAACAGAGGUGAUGGAGUUGUGUCGGCCGUCAGAUUCCCGCCUGGAACACGUGGACUUUGAGUGUCUCUUCUCCUCCUUGAGUCUUCGCCUUCUCCUGCGGGUCUUUGCCUCGCUGCUCCUGGAGCGCAGGAUCAUCUUCACGGCCGGCAAGCUCAGCACCUUGUCCCAGUGCUGUCACGCCGUGGUGGCGCUGCUCUACCCGCUGACGUGGCAGCACACCUACAUCCCCGUGCUGCCGCCCUCCAUGCUGGACAUCGUCUGCACACCCACCCCCUUCAUCGUGGGCCUGCUCUCCAGCUCGCUGCCUCGACUGAAGGAGCUGCCCAUAGAAGAAGUCCUGGUGGUGGACCUGGGCAACAGCCGCUUCCUCCGGCAGCUGGACGACGAGGACUCCAUCCUGCCUCACAAGCUGCAGGCGGCGCUGGAACAUGUGCUGGAGAAGAGGAGGGAGCUGGCCUGUGACAAAGGAGAACUUCCCAGUGCAGACUCCAGCUCACUCAGCGCGGUGGUGUCGGAGGCUUUCGUGCGUUUCUUCGUGGAAAUGGUUGGCCAUUACUCGCUCUUCAUGGGCGGGGCCGAGCGGGAGGACGAGUCGUCAUCCGUCUCAUCGCCCACAACACCCGCCUGCUCCUCCUCUUCCUCCUCCUCCUCCUCCUUCCAGCGGGAGGCCUUUCGUAAGGCGGUGACCUCCAAGAGUUUGAGGAGGUUCCUGGAGGUGUUCAUGGAGACGCAGAUGUUUGCAGGCUUCAUCCAGGAGAGGGAGCUGCGCAGACAAGGCCUCAGAGGUCUGUUUGAGGUGAGGGCGCAGGAGUAUCUGGACUCACUUCCUGGCAGUGAGCAGCGAGGGGUCAACAAGUUCUUGAAAGGCUUAGGAAACAAGAUGAAGUUCCUCUCUAAGAAAUGACUUUCUGUGGAGUUUGUUGAGGGCAUCUUCCUGCUCCAGCAUUGUAAAUACUUUCUUCUCACAUUCCCGGACAUUCAAAGUCUUUCUUAAGCAUUCCAAGUCUUUCCUGUAGAAGUUUUGAUCAACUUCUUCUUCAACAGGAGGCUUUCACUUUAUUUAUGUUCUUUCUUUUUUUGUUGUUGUCACAUAAUCUCCUUUUUCAGCGCAGAGAGAAACCUUCUGUAGUUUGUUCAUAGGCUUUAUUUAUCAGACUGUUUGUGAACGCACCGCAGUCUGGAAGUCAACUGACUUGUAGGGCUGGCCACCAUGUUGGGAGGUCACUAGUUUGUCUUCUAUGUCCAUCUUUGAACAAUGGAACUCCAUCAAUAAAGUGAUGGGACUCCUCUC
Messenger RNA from Entelurus aequoreus (snake pipefish), 7253 nucleotides. Its product is annotated as DENN domain-containing protein 2A. The transcript is spliced from 21 exons. Gene Ontology annotation, cellular component: actin cytoskeleton. The record is from RefSeq and is a predicted model, not a curated record. Lineage: Eukaryota; Metazoa; Chordata; Actinopteri; Syngnathiformes; Syngnathidae. Gene Ontology annotation, biological process: retrograde transport, endosome to Golgi. The coding region runs from base 3735 to 6866 and encodes 1043 amino acids.